AUAAGGAGAAAAUGAACCUCCGAAGUUUCAGCUGUACCAUUGGGAUACCAACGAUCGCAAGUCAUAGAGCAAAAUCCAUCUCUUAUAUCAAAAGUAUAACUCAUCUUACAAUAAAUACCGUAAAUCUACAAAUUAAUAACCUUCUUGGUGCUGGUAAGCAUCUCCACAGCAGAGGCAUGCGGCAUGCGUUUUGUUUGUCUUGUUCGGAUGUAGCAACAGCUUCAGGGCCGAUAUGAACGGACCAGUCCUCGGGUUAGUUGGCAGGCACGGCUGGUCGGUCAUGUUUUUAUGUCCUUCUCUGAACAGCAGUUUCACAGCCAACUUCUUUUUUGCCAUUACUCCGUUUACUCACCUUAUCAAUCGACGUUGCAGAGUUUGGUUUGGUUUGAAGGUUGGUGACGGCGGCACGAAGUUUGUACCAGGCACACGAAAUGCCUCUGGUGGGCAAGCAGUCACCUCAACAUGCUGCAAUUCAAUUAAACAACAAAAUCAAGAGACAUUAGUCCUGCCGUGGCUGCUAUAGUGAUGGGGCUGUUUGCUUGAACAGUUUCUCACGACUGCCGCUGCUACUGACGGGCGUUCAGAAGCGAGUCGGCCGUCAGGAGUGUGCUGCGCUGAAGCUGACCAUGGGAGCUGAGUGCUGCAACAAAGACUGCCUGAAGCCAAGUGUCGUUAGCUAUGGGGUGGUAGCUUGGCUAUCCAGCGGUGCAGCCCUGGGUGUGGGCAUCUGGAUGCUGGUAGAGAAGAGUACCUACAACUCCCUCCUGGACAGCCUGUUCUACCCGGCCACCAUCUACAUCCUCAUCGCAGCCGGAACGUUCGGCUUCAUCUUCGCGGUGUUUGGGUGCGCAGGCGCCAUGACAGACUCCAGAUGCAUGCUGGCCUUGUUCUGGAUCACCAGCUUCGUGGCGUUUGCUGCUCUUGGGUCGACGGGAUUCCUCGCCCUGUAUUACCACGAUAAUGUGCUUCGAAAGGACAUCAACAUUAGACAGGCAAUCAACGAGUCCGAGACCAACAAAGAUCUCAUGACGGUCAUCGACAAGUUGCAGACAGAGCUCUCCAUGUUACAUAGUUCCGGUGCUGCGGUGAGCGCGGUGCUUCUGACUGGCACAAGCUUCCAGACUCGUGCUGUCCUGAAGAACCGACUGGUACCUGUGACUUUGCUAGGGCUCAUGGCAAGGGAUGUGAGGGCUCUCUGGAGACCUGGGUACGAGAGAACGUUUUCCGUGCUGGAUGGAUCGCCCUGGGACUGAGUCUGGUGCAGGUCAGCUCUUAACACGCCAUUCAGACAUCUAACGUUAU
This is a messenger RNA of Branchiostoma floridae (Florida lancelet), 1302 nucleotides long. Its product is annotated as CD151 antigen-like. The coding region runs from base 627 to 1253 and encodes 208 amino acids. Gene Ontology annotation, cellular component: membrane. The transcript has 6 exons. The record is from RefSeq and is a predicted model, not a curated record. Lineage: Eukaryota; Metazoa; Chordata; Leptocardii; Amphioxiformes; Branchiostomatidae.